Aspergillus chevalieri is the source of this 1065-nucleotide messenger RNA. Its product is annotated as ditrans,polycis-polyprenyl diphosphate synthase. NCBI's taxonomy places the organism in Eukaryota, Fungi, Ascomycota, Eurotiomycetes, Eurotiales, Aspergillaceae. The coding region runs from base 1 to 1065 and encodes 354 amino acids. The transcript is spliced from 2 exons. Gene Ontology annotation, cellular component: endoplasmic reticulum membrane; dehydrodolichyl diphosphate synthase complex. The record is from RefSeq and is a predicted model, not a curated record. Gene Ontology annotation, molecular function: ditrans,polycis-polyprenyl diphosphate synthase [(2E,6E)-farnesyl diphosphate specific] activity.
AUGGUCUCCCAACGAGACCAAGAACUAUUCCGAGAGGACAUUCGCAAUCGCAGACGCCUCAGCGCAUCAGAACGCGAGUCUCUCCUAAAACCAUACCUCCCCGAUCCCUCCGACCUCCCGCGGCGCAAUAGCAGGAAGGCGUCGACUUCGCGAAAGACACCUGUGCGGACCUUCUUCAAGUCCCAGGUACACCAGCUGACAUAUACGAUUAUUCACAUCUUCUUUGGUAUUGCUGUUCGGUUGAUUCAAACGUAUCAUGCUGUUGUGGAUCGGAUUUUCGCGAUUGUCUACUACCAUCACCGGACGCCGGAGUUGAUCAGGAAGGAUGUGAAGGGGUUGAAGCGGUUACCGGAGCAUUUGAGCGUUAUACUGUCGCUGAGGAAAGAGGAUGAUGCGCUGGCGGUGUUGAUGGACGAAGUAGCCGAGUUGGCUGCUUGGAGCACCGCAUCUGGCAUCCCGACGUUGAGUGUGUAUGAGAAGACUGGAAUCCUCAAAUCUUGCAUCCCAACCCUCUACGAACUCGUCACCAGCAAGCUUUCCUCCUAUUACGGCUCUCCCUGCCAACAACCAAAACUCCAGCUCUUCGCCCCCCACCACCCCGUCUACCAAACCGAAACCCCAACAGGCGCAGACACAGACAAAUCCAACCGCGAAUCCCUAACCCUUCUCCUCCUCUCCUCCACCGACGGCCGCGAAACCUUCGUCGACCUAACCAAGACCCUCGCCGAAAUGUCCCAGAACGGCAAAGUCUCGCCGCAAGACAUCACACCUGAACUCGUCGACGCGGAAAUCAGCGAGAUCACCACGCAUCCCGCGCAGUCGGGUGCUGACGGCGACGGCGAUGGCGACUCUGUCUUCGUGAAGCCCGAGCCUGAUCUGCUUUUGGUGUUUGGACCGUUUUUGAAACUGGAUGGGUACCCGCCGUGGCAUAUUAGACUCACGGAGAUGUAUUGCACCGGUGAUACGAGUAAUGGGUUGACGGGGUAUGGCGAGGCGGUUGAGUAUCAGGGUUUCGUUCAGGGGUUGUGGCAUUUUGCCGGGGCACAGAUGAGAUUUGGACGGUGA